CUACUCCACUGCUCCUCCUCCAAUCUGUUCCUUCUAUAAGAACCAUCCAAUAAGAGCCCUAAUUCUCCAAUUGGGAACUUAAAAUGGCGCGCAGUCGCACAGCCACUCCCAUUUCUGCUCUCUCCUUUUUCCUCCUCCUAUUGUGCGCAUGCCCCGCCUCCGCCGCCGGGAAACACCGCUCCCGCCGCCCCUGCCGGCGACUGGCCUUCUACUUCCACGACAUAAUCUACAACGGCGAGAACGCCGAGAACGCGACCUCCGCCAUCGUCGGAGCUCCGGCGUGGGGGAACAAGACGAUUCUGGCCGGGCAGAACCAUUUCGGCGACGUGGUGGUGUUCGACGACCCGAUUACGAUGGACAACAAUCUGCACUCGCCGGCGGUGGGGCGGGCGCAGGGGUUCUACAUCUACGACAAGAAGGAGAUCUUCACGGCGUGGCUAGGGUUCUCGUUCGUGUUCAAUUCGACGGAGCACAGAGGGAGCCUGAACUUCGCCGGCGCGGACCCGCUGAUGAACAAGACGAGGGACGUGUCGGUGGUGGGGGGAACAGGGGAUUUCUUCAUGGCCAGAGGGAUUGCGACUCUGAUGACGGAUGCGUUUGAAGGCGAAGUUUAUUUCAGGCUUCGAGCGGACAUUAAGCUCUACGAAUGUUGGUGAUUGCUGAUUGGAGAAGAUGAUGGAUUGUGGAGUUUCUGUCUGUUGCGUCGUUUUUAAUCUCUUUCUUCCCUAUGAAUUGACAUGACAUAUUUUUCACUCGUUUUAAAGUUGAUCGUUCGAUUUGCACCCUCCAAUCCAUAACGGUAAUGCAAUAAAACCAUGUAGUUGGUUGGAUUGGAUAAGGAUUAAAUCAUAGUUUAUAUAACUUUUUAGAUCUCAUUUCCUA
Messenger RNA from Momordica charantia (bitter melon), 882 nucleotides. Its product is annotated as dirigent protein-like. NCBI's taxonomy places the organism in Eukaryota, Viridiplantae, Streptophyta, Magnoliopsida, Cucurbitales, Cucurbitaceae. The record is from RefSeq and is a predicted model, not a curated record.